AUGAUGUUCCCCUGCAGCGCGCUGCCGCCGCCUCUGUACCCGGGCUUACUGCGCCCCGCGCCGGCUCUCUCCUUGCCCCUGCACCGCUCAUUCCACUCGGGCUUCCUGGUGGAAGAUCUCCUCCGGUUGAGCCAGCCGGUCAGCUACAUCCAUCGGACGUUCUCCUCCAGAGGGCCCGGGGACAUUCUCCCGCUCAGCGUGGGCCCCGGCGGCCCUCCCCGGGCGCCGGGAGCCGGCACGGAGCGCUGCGUGCUGCACAGCUCCGGCUCCGCGCAGCCUGCCAGCCCGGACUCCGGGUACCUGAAGUUCGGCGUUAGCGCGAUACUUGCCCCGCCGACGAGGAGCGUCCAGAGUCUCCAGACCAAGUCGUUCCCGUUGCCUUUCUUUGACGGAGGCCUUCAUCCCUUCAUCAGAGCUUCAUAUUUCACAGCUUCGGCCUCCGUGGUUCCCGUCCCAGGGACGUUUUCGUGGCCCCUGGCCCCCAGAGGGAAACCCCGGAGGGGCAUGCUGCGGCGGGCCGUGUUCUCGGACCUCCAGAGGAAGGCCCUGGAGAGAACUUUCCAGAGGCAGAAAUACAUCAGCAAACCAGACAGGAAGAAGCUCGCCAGUAAACUGGGACUCAAAGAUUCCCAGGUGAAGAUCUGGUUUCAGAACCGCAGGAUGAAGUGGAGGAACUCCAAAGAGAGGGAGCUGCUGUCGACGGGCGGCUGUCGCCAGCAGACCCUCCCCACCAAAACCAACCCCCACCCGGACCUCACGGACGUGGGCGGCGCCCAGUGCCACGGGCUGGACGGCCACGAGGCACGUCUUCACCACCACCGCCGCCAUCAUCGCCACCAUCUCUCCUCGCCUUCAGGGUCCGGCAAACAGUCGGAGCUCUCCGAGUCAGACGGCGAAGAAAUCACCGUGUCAUAA
This is a messenger RNA of Pseudoliparis swirei, 915 nucleotides long. It is a transcript of the gene dbx1b, whose product is annotated as developing brain homeobox 1b. NCBI's taxonomy places the organism in Eukaryota, Metazoa, Chordata, Actinopteri, Perciformes, Liparidae. The coding region runs from base 1 to 915 and encodes 304 amino acids. Gene Ontology annotation, biological process: regulation of transcription by RNA polymerase II; cell differentiation in spinal cord. Gene Ontology annotation, molecular function: DNA binding; DNA-binding transcription factor activity, RNA polymerase II-specific. The transcript has 4 exons. The record is from RefSeq and is a predicted model, not a curated record.